UUUUUUAUUAUUGAAUUAUUGAGCCUCAUAUGAAAGUUCCUGUCUAGAUGCUAUACAAUCUACGAGAAAAUUUUCUUUAAAAAAUACAGGUGGUCUCCAAAUUUUGUUUUCUUGAGCUGGAGCAAGCAAGGAAGCAGCGGCAGCCAAGCCAUUUUCAUGGAUCUUCAAGCAAGCAUUGCUAUCAUCAUUUCUUUCCUGAUUUUUGCUUUCUCUCAAGCUCAAGACUUGCAACCUUUCCACCAAGAAUAUGGUCCAUUUAACGAAACUUACUAUGGCAUCUUUGAAGUAGAAGAACCCGCCACAAUCAGCAACAGUGCCCUUCAGAUUACUCCUGAUUCUAUCAAUGGCAACUUCACUCUUGCGAACAGGUCCGGCAGGGUAAUGCUCAAUAAGUCCUUUACCCUCUGGGAGGAUGAUGGGGUUGGCGGCGCAAGGGUGGCUUCUUUCAAUAGUUCUUUUCUUAUUAACAUCUUUCGGCUUAACAACUCCAUACCUGGAGAAGGGUUUGCCUUUCUCAUAGCUCCGGACCUUGAGCUCCCGGAGAAUAGUAACGGGCAGUAUCUUGGUCUGACCAACUCGACUACUGACAACAAUCCCUCCAAUGGCAUAGUUGCCAUUGAGCUUGAUACUGUGAAGCAGGAAUUUGAUCCUGAUGAUAACCACAUGGGCCUUAAUAUCCACAGUGUCAUUUCUCGGAAAACCGUUCCCCUUGUCAACUUGGGCAUUGAAAUUGCCCCUGUGGGAGGCAGGAAUCAUAUGGUUUGGGUUCAUUAUUAUGGGAACAGUAAAAGAAUGGAAGUGUAUAUGGUGGAGGAAGGAAAAGGCAAGCCUGCCACGCCGACUCUCGCCGCAGAACUUAACCUCAAGGAACAUGUCAGACCGAAAUCUUACUUCGGUUUUGCUGCAUCCACAGGCAGCAAUUUCCAACUCAAUUGUGUCCUCAAGUGGAACCUGACAGUAGAGAUGCUAUCUGAUCCGGUUGUAAAUGGUAGUGGUAGAGAUAACAAGAAGCUGAUAAAGAUCUGUGUAGGAAUUGGGGUUGCUCUAUUUUCAUUUCUGCUGAUAGGGGUAGGAAGUUUGGUCUACUAUCUCCACAAGAAGAGGGCAGCAUCGGACCCUAAGCUGUUACGUGCCCUUCAGAGCUUGCCCGGAAUGCCGAGGGAGUUCCCGUUCAAGGAUCUGAAGAAGGCCACCAACAAUUUCGAUGAGAAGCAUAAGCUUGGUCAAGGUGGAUUUGGUGUGGUCUACAAAGGUGUGCUGCCAAAAGAGAACAUCCAAGUUGCUGUCAAAAAGUUCUCUAGAGACAACAUCAAGGGUCAGGAUGAUUUCCUGUCUGAGCUUACUGUCAUUAACCGUCUCCGCCAUAAACAUCUAGUCCGGUUACUCGGCUGGUGCCACAAGAAUGGGAUGUUGCUUCUAGUGUAUGACUACAUGCCAAACGGGAGUUUGGACAAUCACCUAUUCCAUGAAGAUGAGGAGAAUACCAUCCUAGGGUGGAACUUAAGGUACAAGAUCAUAUCAGGUGUAGCAUCAGCUCUGCACUACCUCCAUAAGGAAUAUGAUCAGACAGUGGUGCAUCGCGACCUCAAGGCUAGUAAUAUCAUGCUGGAUUCUGAGUUCAAUGCUCGAUUAGGUGACUUCGGUCUGGCUCGUGCAUUGGAGAAUGAGAAGACAUCCUAUGCUGAGCUAGAGGGAGUGCCUGGAACCUUGGGCUACAUCGCACCAGAAUGCUUUCACACUGGCAAGGCCACCCCCGAGUCUGAUGUCUAUGGCUUCGGUGCAGUAGUUCUAGAGGUAGUGUGCGGUCAGCGUCCAUGGACCAAGAUUGGAGGAUUCCAAUUCUUGGUGGACUGGGUCUGGUCACUACAUCGCGAAGGGCGUAUACUAGAAGCUGUGGACGAAAGGCUGAACAAUGACUAUGUUGCUGAGGAAGCACAGAGGCUGCUGCUACUCGGACUAGCAUGUUCCCAUCCGAUAGCAAACGAAAGGCCUAAAACACAGGCCAUCUUUCAAAUAGUAUCCGGGUCAGUGCCAGCGCCGCGCGUCCCUCCUUUCAAGCCAGCAUUCGUAUGGCCAGCAUACGACGGCAGCAUCGACUUCGACGCUAGUUCAGCUGGGACAACUCCCAUUACAUCUGGUUGGACCCCUCAAUACAUCAGCAGGGAAAGUGAAGGAUACACGGACUCUCCUGUGAGACCUGUCUAGAAGCUGCAAAGUGCCAUUUCUAAAUCAUCCUUUUAUUUCUUCUUCUUCUUUUCUCUUCACAUUUCUUGGCAACAAAAGGGAAGCAUCUAAGAUUUCAAUACUGCAAAUUACUUGUUCUUUUUGCCUCUUUCAAUUUGAUUGACCCCUUUUUUUUCUUCUUUUUUUUGGUCAUUGUUGGAAGGGGAGACCGAGUAAUUGUGUAAAAAAAAAAAAAAUUUAAUCCACAGAAUUGUAAGAAUUUUCUUCCUUAUUUCCACCAAUAUUUUGUGGAUAAUCAAGCAACACUGGAUUUGCCCU
Molecule: messenger RNA, 2502 nt
Organism: Populus trichocarpa (black cottonwood)
Lineage: Eukaryota; Viridiplantae; Streptophyta; Magnoliopsida; Malpighiales; Salicaceae
Product: probable L-type lectin-domain containing receptor kinase S.5
Exons: 2
Coding region: 157-2205 (682 amino acids)
Biological process (GO): protein phosphorylation
Cellular component (GO): plasma membrane
Molecular function (GO): carbohydrate binding; protein kinase activity; ATP binding
Source: RefSeq, a predicted model, not a curated record